Molecule: messenger RNA, 708 nt
Organism: Haplochromis burtoni (Burton's mouthbrooder)
Lineage: Eukaryota; Metazoa; Chordata; Actinopteri; Cichliformes; Cichlidae
Gene: nmu
Product: neuromedin U
Biological process (GO): regulation of smooth muscle contraction
Molecular function (GO): neuromedin U receptor binding
Source: RefSeq, a predicted model, not a curated record
CAAGAAGUCAAAAGACAAAAGACACCAAAGGCCAGCCAAAGAGAGAGAUGAGAACCUUUCAGAGCCAAAGUCAGCGCGGAGCCUUCAGCACCCUGCACAGCCUCAGCAGCAGCGCCAUGAGUCCACUCCGCACGGCCAGCAUCACCUUCGCAGCCCUCCUCAUCCUCACCAUACCAGUCUGCCAAAAUUGAUGCCAUGUGCUCAUCCUACCUCUCUGAAGACCUGAGGUUUUUGGCAUCUGAUGUCUUAGGAGAACUCUGUGUGUUGAUGCUGGUUCAGAAAUCAAAGGAGCUGAAUGUGAGAGAAAAUAGCAAAAGGGCCGACCUCCAGGGACCUGGAGGAAUCCAGAGCAGAGGCUACUUUCUCUAUCGGCCACGGAAUGGGAGAAGAUCCUUAGAGUAUGAAUGAACUAAAGAGUCUCCACCUCUGAAGCUUAGUGUACAGAGACAAAACAGACCCUGAGACCCAGGCUGCUGCACCGCCACUGAGUGAUCCAGACAUCAAACACAUCCCUCUGCCUCUGCUUUAUAGUGAUGUUUGAAUGUACACAAUGGAUAUUAAUUAAAACACUAUUAAUUUAUCCAUAUUUUGUUUUGUGUUAUUAAAACUGCUAUCUGUGGCUGGGUGUAGUUGUGUAAUUUUGUUUCAGUGUGAUUAGUUCUAUUUCAGUACAUUUGAAAACAGUGUAAAAUAGAGUGAAGGAGUGAA